AUGGGGAUUUAUCAGUUCUGGCUGUUCAGGAGUCUGAUGGACUGCAGAAAGAAACUGUCUCUCAGUCGGCUCGUACAGGACCAGAUGCUGCGGAGACAUGUCCUGGAGGAAGGGAAGGUCGGCUCCUACAAUGUGGUGGGCAGUUCACACAACUCUCUGCUGAGCUUUAUGGCUGCCUGCAGUGCUGUUCCUGAACCAGGCAGUGAUGCAGCCGGUCAAGAUGCUCUUCACAGUGCAGGAAUGAUCAUUACUGCUGAUCUGAAUGUGAGGUUGGUGAAUGGUGACAGUCGUUGUUCUGGUAGAGUUGAGGUUCUUAAAGGUCGUCAGUGGGAAACAGUGUGUCAUCAUAAUUGGGAUCUGACAGAUGCUGCAGUGGUGUGUAGAGAGGUGAACUGUGGAGAGGCUGUACAGGCUCUGGGUUAUGCUUACUUUGGAGAAGGAUCAGGACCAAUCACAAUGUCUGAUGUGAGCUGUAGUGGAUCAGAGUCCUCACUAAAGAACUGUAAAGCACACAAUAUGAAUUUACAGCACUGUUCUCAUUCUCGUGAUGCUGGUGUGAUCUGCUCAGAAACCAUAAUCUAUGGAAGGUUUGCAAGACUUGUUAAUGGACCUCAUCUGUGCUCUGGAAGAGUCGAGCUGCUUCGUGGGAACACCUGGAUGUCAGUGUGUGAUGCUGUGUUUGAUGAUCACGAUGCAGAGGUUGUGUGUAGAGAGCUGAACUGUGGGGUUCCUGUACAGCUGCUGGGUGCAGAUACUUUUGGUAAAGGAGAGGAGCAGGUGUGGACACAAGAGAUUCAAUGUAGAGGAGAUGAAUCACUCAGUCGAUUAUGUUCAUAUUCUUCACGUAAAGUAACCUGCUCUCAUGACAAUGAUGUGGGACUGAGAUGUUCUGGUUACUUUGACCACAGACUGGUGAACGGUCCUGAUAUCUGCUCUGGUCGAGUUGAAGUUCGACACCUUAAUGAGUCGAGAACAGUUUGUGAUGCAUGCUGGGAUAUUAGAGCUGCCAAUGUUCUCUGUAGAGAGCUGAAUUGUGGGAUUGCUGUGUCUGUUGUGGGAGUGGACUGGUUUGGAGAGGGAUCUGGUGAAAUCUGGGCUGAUGUGUUUGAUUGUCAGGGGAAUGAAACAAAACUCUCAGAAUGUUCAAUCUCUUCAUGGAGUCGAGCUGAAUCCUCUCAUAAACAAGAUGUUGGAGUCAUUUGUUCUAGUGAGUGAACUUCACUCUGUCAUUAACAUGAAGUUACUGUAGUGUGAUCGUAAUCAAUCUGAAAAUGUCAAAUCCUUUCUCCAGAUUCCUCUCUGUCUCUUCAUGAUGGUCGAGUGAGGUUGUCUGGAGAGAGAGAGUGUGAGGGUGAGGUGGAAGUUUACAUUCAUCAGGUUUGGAGGAGAGUUCUGCUGGACUCCUGGAGUCUCACUGAAUCCUCUGUGGUCUGCAGACAGCUGGGCUGUGGCUCUGUGCUGAACUUAACUAACUCCUCUUCAUCCAGUGAUGAACACAGUUAUGAGUGUGUGAUGGGCUUCCAGUGCUCUGGGACUGAAGAUCAUCUGAGGAACUGCAGCUCUCCACAAACUCUCAACUGCAGCGCAACACAACAGCUGUCAAUCACCUGCCUUGGUCAGACUUAUAAUAUCUUAAUGUAUUUGUAAAUGUAUUGGUUCAAAUGCAGUAACUGUUUCUC
Messenger RNA from Paramisgurnus dabryanus, 1679 nucleotides. The record is from RefSeq and is a predicted model, not a curated record. Lineage: Eukaryota; Metazoa; Chordata; Actinopteri; Cypriniformes; Cobitidae.